Messenger RNA from Miniopterus natalensis, 879 nucleotides. It is a transcript of the gene ERP27, whose product is annotated as endoplasmic reticulum protein 27. The record is from RefSeq and is a predicted model, not a curated record. Gene Ontology annotation, biological process: protein folding; response to endoplasmic reticulum stress. Gene Ontology annotation, cellular component: endoplasmic reticulum. NCBI's taxonomy places the organism in Eukaryota, Metazoa, Chordata, Mammalia, Chiroptera, Miniopteridae.
AUGGAAGCGACACAGUCCAGAUGCCUGUUUCUAUUCUUUCUCUUCACAUGCAAGCUGCCCCCAGAUGUUGCUGCAGAAAUUCAAGAAUCUCCAGGGGCUACCCAGGGACCCGUGCGGCUCACAGAUGUCCCAGCUGCCGUGGAAUUCAUUGCUGCUGCCGAGGUGGCUGUCAUAGGCUUCUUCCAGGAUUUAGAAAUACCAGCAGCGUCUGUAUUCCAUGGGGUGGUGCAAAAAUUCCAAGAUGUGUCCUUUGGAGUGAGCACUGAUUCUGAGGUCUUGGCCCACUACAACAUCACUGAGAACACCAUCUCCCUCUUUCGUCUGGUGGAUAACGAACAACUGAAUUUAGAGAGUGAAGACAUUGAAAGCAUUGAUGACACCAAAUUAAGCCGUUUCAUUGAGAUCAACAGUCUCCACUUUGUGACAGAGUACAACCCUGUGACUGUGAUUGGCCUAUUUAAUAGCAUGAUUCAGAUCCAUCUUCUCCUGAUGAUGAACAAGGCCUCGCCGGAGUAUGAAGAAAGCAUACACAGGUACCAGAAGGCAGCUAAGCUCUUCCAGGGGAAGAUUCUUUUUAUUCUGGUGGACAGUGGUAUGCAUGGAAAUGAGAAGGUGAUAUCAUUUUUCAAACUAAAGAAGUCUGAACUGCCUGCUUUGGCAAUUUACCGGACUCUAGAUGAGGAGUGGGAUACACUGCCCGUGGCAGAACUUUCAGUAGAGCUCGUGCAGAACUUUUGUGAUGGAUUCCUAAAUGGGAAAAGGCUGAGAGAAAAUCAUGAAUCAGAAGAAAAGUCUCAAAAGGUGGAACUCUGAUUUCUCCCUGAUACUUCUGCAUACCGCCAAGUGUCUACUUUAUGCUGAAGAAAAAGGGGCAACUCA